UCCGUCAAGCAUACCGACAAGCACAUUCAGCAUGAAAAUGGCGAACUCGCUCGAGUUGCUUUUCGGCUGUCAAACGAGUGUAAACGUUUUAAUUGUCGUUCUGCAAAAAAGCUACUUUUGCACCACGUUCACAAAUAAAUAUUUAAUUAUUCAUAUAAAAUAUCAUCAAAUAAAGCGGGAUGUCUAUCGGUGUACCAAUAAAAGUGCUACAUGAAGCAGAGGGGCAUAUUAUCACGUGUGAGACAAUUACCGGCGAAGUAUACCGGGGCAAACUAAUAGAGGCGGAAGAUAACAUGAAUUGCCAAAUGACACAAAUCACAGUCACAUAUCGUGAUGGACGAACGGCAAACUUGGAAAACGUGUACAUACGCGGGUCAAAAAUUCGCUUCCUUAUCCUACCUGACAUGUUGAAGAAUGCGCCGAUGUUUAAAAAGCAAACAGGAAAGGGAUUGGGCGGGACGGCUGGCAGAGGAAAAGCGGCGAUACUACGAGCGCAAGCUCGAGGAAGAGGUCGUGGCGGCCCAGGUGGAGGUGGAAGAGGCGGCCCACCAACGGGUGCUCCUGGUGGUGGACGUGGGGCAUGGCAAGGAGGACCGACGGGUGGCCGAGGCCGUGGUGGUCUUUAAGUAAAUAGUAUUUUAAUUCCUUUAAAUUAAGUUUGAAUUACAAUGAAGUAAAUCCUGGAACUAGAUGUUUGCUAGAUGAUCGAUGUUAAUAAAACAUUGAAAGUCGACUGACGUUCUUAUGGCUAACAAAAUUGGAUUUUGUAAUGGAUAGACUUUUCUCUGGGAAAAAAUACGAGUUUUUAGGACUAAGUUUCUAGUUAUUUUAUAAUUGAACUUUAGACGGAAUACAUAUAUUCAGGCAGGUUGUACAUACCAUUUCCGAGCGAAUUUUCACCCCUUAAAAUUUGCAUUCCAAGUGACAUUGAAAACCACUUCAAAACGAAUUGCCGAAUCUGCCUGAUAUUAUCAAUAGAUCCUUACCUCGUGUUAAAGUUAGUGUCAGAGGCUAAACGCCUUAAAGAUAACCCCCAUUCACUUGCUACUAAGUAUGUUCAAACAAAUAUUACUGAACAGACAGCAUUAACGGAUUGGGAAACAUGUUUUUAAAAGCACCUUGGGCAUAACAGUUAAGAGCCAGAUGCCGUUUGUGGACAUAUACAAAAUACAGAAAAACAUGGAAUUUUAGUAAACUUUGCUGAUUGUCGAAUACUAUACAAAAAGAGCAAUUCCAUGACAGUAUAUUAUAAAACUUGACUGUCGAUGGAUAGCUCUCUUCAUUUUGCCAUUCGUUUUGUGGAUUUAGAUCGGAUUAGAUCCACCACCAAACACAAGCAAACAUACAAAAACGUAGUAAAAUAAGUAAAUAUUCUGAAAAUAAUUUU
Molecule: messenger RNA, 1387 nt
Organism: Rhagoletis pomonella (apple maggot)
Lineage: Eukaryota; Metazoa; Arthropoda; Insecta; Diptera; Tephritidae
Product: small nuclear ribonucleoprotein Sm D3
Exons: 2
Coding region: 180-626 (148 amino acids)
Biological process (GO): RNA processing; spliceosomal snRNP assembly
Cellular component (GO): U2 snRNP; pICln-Sm protein complex; catalytic step 2 spliceosome
Molecular function (GO): RNA binding
Source: RefSeq, a predicted model, not a curated record